AUGAAGUUUACCCAUGAAGAGCUUCUUAGGGCUGCUGAAAGAAAGUUGGCUCGCUUUCCUCCCAAGUUUAACGCCGAGGGGGAUGGGCAAAAGAAACGCGCCGAGCGCGACGGGAAAGGCGAGGGGAAUCAAGCCCCAAAGAGAAGGAAAUUGAUUAAGGACCCCGCCUUUCACGCCACCGCCUCCAACACCGCCAACACUGCUAAACAGGGGAGAAACCAAGUCCCCCCGUCUCCACCUCGCCAAGUUCCAAACACGCUUGUCCAUCAAACAAGCGAAACGCAAUCAUCCCAAAGCCAAGCCACUCCUUCGGCAACCGCCAAAUCAACCAACAAUCAGACGCCCGCUACCCCUCCCUACCAAGGCGACAAACAGCCUACCCCGUCACCUCGCCAGGAAGACAGGCUGUCAACUCCACCGCCUCAUCAAGAGAACAGGCCGCCGACUCCACCCCCUCAUCAGGAGAACAGGCCGCCAACUCCACCCCCUCAUCAGGAGAACAGGCCGCCGACUCCACCCCCUCAUAAGGAGAACAGGCCGCCGACUCCACCAUCUCCCAACACACCACCAAACCUGGCCCAGCAGGAAACCGAGGUUUUCAGCAAGGGAACCAAAGAAACGAGCGAAGAAUGCAUAACCUCUCUUCUUCAUGCCGGAUGCAUCUUUGCAAAGACCUUUCAGAAGCUCAUCGCCGUCGCCGCUACAUCUGAGGAGCUAAAAGCAGAAAAUGACCAACUUUGCGGCUCCGUGAAGGACUGGCAGGCACGCUUUGAUCAGUUCGUUACUGCCGCUAGCAAGGAGAAAGUUCGAACUGACAAAAUGAUGGGCGCGGCGGGAAGAAAGAUUGGCGAGCUGGAGACCGAUUUGUCCAACAUGCGGGCUGAAGCUGAUGACCUCGACGCGAAGCUUAAAGACCGCAAAGAGGAAAAGGAGCGGGUCAAACGUGAGUUGACAGCAAAGGAUGAGGUCUUGGCCGCCAAAGAUUCUGAGCUGAAUUCCAUAAGAGCUGAGCUGGAGGCGAUCAAGAAGGCGUUGGGUGAGGAAACAGAGAAAGCCACUGAAGCCCAAGCAGCAGUCCUCGCCGCCACCGAGGAGAAAAAGAAAAUCUCCGAAACCCAUCAAGCAGCCCUUGCUGAAAAAGAAACGGAACUUGGCGCACUGCGAUCAAAGCUGGAGGAGAUGGAAAAAGAACUUUCCGAGGAAAAAGCCAAGGCCGGCGAGGCGAGGGAAAAAGCUGCUGAUAUCGCCUAUGAGAAUCGGGAAGAGGGCUUCUACAUCGCCAAGGACCAAGCCCAAUUUCUGUUUCCAAAUCUUGACUUCAGCCCGAUGGGGGUGAUGAAGGAGAUCACUAAAGACGGGCUGGUUGGACCUGACGAUCCCCCAAGGAUUGAUCCCAACCUGUGGGCUGAUGACAACGAAGAAGAAGAGCAAGAAGAAGAAAUGAAUAAUGAUGAUAAUCAAGAAGUUUAA
Lotus japonicus is the source of this 1470-nucleotide messenger RNA. RefSeq lists its product as uncharacterized. NCBI's taxonomy places the organism in Eukaryota, Viridiplantae, Streptophyta, Magnoliopsida, Fabales, Fabaceae. The transcript has 2 exons. The record is from RefSeq and is a predicted model, not a curated record. Bases 1 to 1470 code for a protein of 489 amino acids.